AUGGAUAAAAGGAAGACAAAAAAUGAGAGUACAAAUAAGAAGGAAGAAACUGACGAGGAAGAAGAUACAAAGGAUGAUGAAGAGGAAAAAGUCCCAGGGAAAAGGAGAAGAUGUGUAAAAGAGGGUUAUGUGCAGUAUCGCUGCACAAUGCUUGCAUUUCUGAAAACAAUUGCAGAAAACAAAAAUAACCUGACUGAAGGGACUUUAGAGCUGCUGCAGAAAACUCCCUUUGCAACGCUGAUAGAUGCAUUCCAUGGCGGAGUGCCGGGAUCCGGGUUAUCAGUACCAAAGACCAAAGAAGGGGCAUACAGAUUUGAGUUCGUGACUAAAUACUUUGACAAAAAGCAGAGGAUCAACAUGGCGGCUGCAGAGGAAGCUUUGAAGAAGGCAUUGGCAGAAACUCCAGAAACAGGGGAAGAAAAAACGAAAUGGGACAGAAAUGUUGCCGUUCCAACUGGUCAGGUCACUGAGCAAGUCAUUGACUAUGUCACUGCUCAUAAAAUCUUUGAUAAAGUUAAAGAAGAUGCAGAGGAAGAAGAUUCUGAGUCUAAUACAGACACAGAAAGUAAAGAAAAAAAGAAUGAUGGGCAAGAAGAAAAUGUUGAAAAUAGAACCAGUGGAAACAUGGUGAAGGAGACUGCAUGGAAUGAUAAACAGAAGAAAGAAUUAGAGACAAAUCUUCAGAAAAAGGAAGAAAAGCUAAGAGAUGUGGAAAUAGAGAAAAGGGCUUGGAAGAAAAAAUAA
Molecule: messenger RNA, 744 nt
Organism: Rosa chinensis
Lineage: Eukaryota; Viridiplantae; Streptophyta; Magnoliopsida; Rosales; Rosaceae
Product: stress response protein NST1-like
Exons: 4
Coding region: 1-744 (247 amino acids)
Source: RefSeq, a predicted model, not a curated record